Eimeria maxima is the source of this 3948-nucleotide messenger RNA. RefSeq names its product zinc finger (C3HC4 RING finger) protein, putative. Lineage: Eukaryota; Apicomplexa; Conoidasida; Eucoccidiorida; Eimeriidae. The record is from RefSeq and is a predicted model, not a curated record. The transcript has 4 exons. The coding region runs from base 1 to 3948 and encodes 1315 amino acids.
AUGACAGCUCCCCAGGGACCCCCAGCGGGUCCUCCUGCUGCUGCAGCAGCACCAGCAGCAGCACCGCCACCACCAGCAGCUCCAACAGCAGCAGCUCCGACAGCAGCAGCUCCGACAGCAGCUGCAUCGGCACAAGCGGCACCAGCAGCAGCAGCCGCGGCAACAGGACCCCCCUCUGCAGCAACAGGAGCAGCAGCUGCAGGAACACCUGCUCCUGCUCCAACAGCUGCUGCAUCAACACGAGGCCAACAAUGCAUUCAAUUGCUGCAGUCUCAGCUAAGUAGGCGGGCGCUGCAGCUAAUAGAGAGCAGCAGCAGCAGCAGCAGCAGUGGCGGGGAAGGCAGGGCUAUGAUGGAGCCUCCAUCUUUGCUGCUGCAGUGCCCACCCUUCAUGCAGCAGCAGCAACAGCAGCAGAGGCCCGGUGUCUCCAGCACAGCUGGUCUGCCUCUCUACACCGCAGCAACUAUCCCCGAGCACCCACUGCUGAAGCUACAGCAGCAGCACCAGCCAACACAGCAGCAGCAGCCAACACAGCAGCAACAGCCAACACAACCGCAGCAGCCAACACAGCAGCAGCCAAUGCUGCAGCAGCAGCAGCCAAUGCUGCAGCAGCAACAGCCAGUGCUGCAACAGCAGCCACCAACACAACAGAAACAACCGGCGCUACAGCAACAGCCGAGACAGCAACAGCAACCACUGCCGGUGCAGCAGCAACAGCCACUGCAGCAGCAGCAAACUAUGCAACAGAACCCGCCAAUGUAUCAGCAGCAGCCAACACAGCAACAACAGCAGCCAGUGCAGCAGCAGCAGCAGCCAAUGCAACAGCAACAACAGCCAAUGCAACGACAGCAGCAGCCAAUGCAACAGCAACAGCAGCCAUUGCAACAGCAGCAGCAGCCAAUGCAGCGACAGCAGCAGCCAGUACAACAGCAGCAGCAGCCAAUGCAACAGCAGCAGCAGCCAAUGCAACAGCAGCAGCAGCCAAUGCAACAGCAGCAGCAGCCAAUGCAACGGCAGCAGCAGCGAGUGCAGCAGCAGCAGCAGCCAGUGCAACAGCGACAGCAGCAGCAGCCACUGCAACAACGACAGCAGCAGCAGCCACUGCAACAACGACAACAGCAGCAGCCAGUGCAGCAUCAAAGGCAGCAACAGCCAGCCCAACAGCAGCAGCAGCCAGUGCAACGGCAGCAACAACCAGUGCCACAGCAGCAGCAGGCUGCAACUGCUGCUGUAUCAACGGAUGCCCUAAAGGCCCAGCGACAUCCAGCAGCAGGUGCAGCAGGAGGUGCAGUACCAGCAGCCGUAGGAGCAGCAGGAAGGGCAGCAACUUUUCCUGCUGCUGCUGUUUCUGGUGCAGCUCCCUCGACAGCAACUCAGAGCAGCGGCAGCAGCAACCUCAAAGGAAGCAGCAGCAGCAGCAGCAGCAGCAGCAGCAGCAGCAACAGCGGGAGAACAGACCAGGGUGUGUCGUUUCCUAAGUCUCAAUCAGGUGCAGCCGCUGCAACAGCAGCCACAGCAGCAACAGCAGCAACAGCAGCAAGAGCAGGAACAGCAGCAACAGCAGUACCAACUGCAGCAACAGCAGCAGCAGCACCUGGUGCUGCUGCUGCUGCCUCUCGAUCUAUCAGUGGAGGUGUAUCGGUUGCUCCCAGCAGCCGUAUAACCCGGAGCAGCAGCAGCAGCAGCAGCAGCAGCAGCAUAAGCAGCAGCAGCAACAGCAGCAGUAGCAACAUCAGACACACCCGCAGUAGCGCCAUAGCCACCCCCCAUAACACUGCCACCACAACAACAACAGCAGCACAAACAGCAACAAGCAUAAGCAACAGAAGCAGCAGCAGCAGCAGCAGCAGCAAGAAUAUAGUAAUGAGUGAUCGUACCCGUCAAUGCAGACACUUGUUGUUAAGAAUUGUCUACAUAGAUUCUGUGCAGAAUGUAUUGAAAAAUGUGUACGAAUUGGUAUCAGAGAAUGUCCACAGCUUACGGCCUAACAUCGUCUUAGAUAAAUUAAUUGAUAAACUUUUUCCUUCUUUGUUUGCCUUUGAGGAGCAGCACCAUUUGCUGCUAGCAAGAAAUAACUUAAGAUUACAUUCUAAUCAAGGUGCUGCUGCAGCAGAGCAUGCAGCGGCUACUGCUGCUGCUGCUGCUGCAGCUGCAGCUGCUGGUGGUUCGGCAGGUGGGUCUGAUGAUGCCUCUGCUGCUGCAGCAACAGCAGCAGAACCUGCAGGAGUAUAUAAACGCAGCUCAACAGAAGCCGCUAUUCAACUGCAGCAGCUGCAGCCCAUCAAGAAAGCUAUAGGAUACAGCAGUAGUAGUAGUAGUAGUAGUGACGUUAACAGCAGCAGCAGCCUCAGCAGCGAUGCAUACACAAGACUGCUGCUGCAGCCCCCAACACCUCCUCCAUUUAUUGAUGCUUGGGGACAACCAGUGACACGGCAACAGCAGCAGGGAAAAGUGCCUAGUCCAGCUGCGGAAGCAGCGGCAGCAGCAGCUGCUGCUGCAGCUGCAGCUGCUGCGGAAGCAGCAGCAGCAGCAGGCAGCAGCAAAUACCUCACCAUGGCUAUGCAAUCUGUGCUGCCUCCUUUAGAAAAGAAGCGAAUGCGACGGGAGUUGUCUGUGGUGCUGCGGAAGCAGCAAAGUGCAGCAAUAGCAGCAGCAGCAGCAGCAGGAGAUCCAGCAGCAGCAGUUCGUCUUCGCUUCGAGCUAAUACCGGAUCCGCUGCUGCCGCAGCUGCCGGUGCUGCAGCAAAAUAAAUUCAGCAGCGACGGCAGCAGCACAGUGCUGCAGUUAUGUCGCUACAUAACUUCUCGUUUAAAUCGCCAAUUGCAGCAGCAGCAACAGCAACAGCAACAGCAGCAGCAGCAGCAGCAGCAGCCAAUAGGGGAGCUGCGUCUCUAUACAAAGGAACACCGCAUGCCCUUAGCACCUAAUAUAACUCUUGCUGCUGUUCAUCAGCUGUCUCUUAUCUACCCCACAGAGUCUCUUGUUCUUUAUUAUACUACUAGGCAUUAUGGAGAUGAUGGAGGUGGCGCACUAGCCGGUAUAAGAGGAUAUAUGACAGAGCUGUCGUUGCUGCAAUUCAUCGACAGUGCAGCAGGCCGCUCCCCAUCGCAGCAGCAGCAGCAGCAACAACAACAGCAAAGCACUCGUGCAGGUCUGACAAGAGAAAGGUCUGCUAGCCCCAGUGCUGCUGCAAGCUACCGCGCUGCCGCUGCAGCAGCAGCAGCUGCAGCUGCUGCUGCAUCGCCUAGAGGCGGCAGCAGCAGCAGGAACAUCAACGGUCCCUCCAGGGUAGCAGGAGUAACUGCUGUAGCAGCAACACCGCCAUCAGCAGCAGCAGCAGCUGCUGCAGCAAGAACCACAGCGGCAGCUACAUUAACACCAGCUACAGCUGCUGCUUCUGCUGCUGCUUUCCAUCGUGGUGGAUACAGAGGCAUAAACCCGUCACUUGCUGCUGCUCCUCAAGGAGCAGCAGCAGCAGCAGGGACGGCAGCGGCAGCAGUCCCUUUUGGUGUUGCCUCCACAACACCAGCAGCAGCAACGGCAGCAGCAGCAGCACCGCAGAGGGCACUAUCAGCUACAGUUACAAAUUCAGUAUCAGCCCUCCGGCGGCCUGCAGCAGCAGCAGCAACACUAGCACCACCACCAGCAGCAGCAACAGCACCACUAGCAGCACCCAUAGGGAUGCUGCCAGGGGUUGGGCCGGCUGCUGCUGUUGCUGCUGCUCCUCCUCCACUAGCAGCAACAGCUGGCCCUGCACAGCUGGGCUAUGCUCCGAAUCGUUUAGGGGGAUUUGCUCCAGCAGCAGCAACACCACCAGCAGCAGCUGCUGCACCUCCACCCGCAGCAGCAGCAGCACCAGUAACCCCCACAGCAGCACCACCACCACACUUCCUGUCGGAUCUUAGCAACUCAAGGGGAGUUGACUGGAAGGGCGGCGGGGGCCCAUAG